Molecule: messenger RNA, 1254 nt
Organism: Penicillium longicatenatum
Lineage: Eukaryota; Fungi; Ascomycota; Eurotiomycetes; Eurotiales; Aspergillaceae
Product: coenzyme A transporter
Exons: 2
Coding region: 1-1254 (417 amino acids)
Biological process (GO): transmembrane transport
Cellular component (GO): mitochondrial inner membrane
Source: RefSeq, a predicted model, not a curated record
AUGUCGACCGGCGCGACAGAUCAUGCCAACCUAGAUCCCAUCUUUACGCAGUCUCGCUAUCCUUUCAAAAACAGUGCGGAAUCAAGUCCGCAGCACAAUCCGCAGAUGAGUGAGAUCGCACAUCCCCAGUCGGCGGGCCCCAUUGCAGGCGGAGCGAGCUUAAAAGCCGCCCCCCAUACAAGCGCAGAUGGACGAAAAACUGGUAGCCCGGUCAAAACGCGGAGUGUGGACUAUAUCUUGCGGAGUGGUCUUGCUGGAGGUUUGGCGGGCUGUGCGGCCAAAACUGUCGUUGCGCCACUAGAUCGAGUCAAGAUCCUUUUCCAAGCCUCAAAUCCACAAUUCGCCAAAUACACAGGCAGCUGGGCAGGCCUGGCGGCUGCCAUCCGGGACAUCAAGCGCUAUGAAGGCACCCGCGGCCUCUUCAAGGGCCAUUCUGCUACACUCCUCCGAAUUUUCCCCUACGCCGCAAUUAAGUUCCUUGCCUACGAGCAGAUUCGUGCCAUCGUGAUCCCCUCCCACGAUAAAGAAACCGCCAUCCGCCGCUUGAUAUCUGGUAGCAUGGCCGGUAUCACGUCCGUCUUCUUCACAUACCCAUUAGAACUGGUCCGAGUACGGCUUGCCUUCGAGACCAAGCAAUCAUCCCGGUCAUCAUUAAGGGACAUCUGCCGCCAAAUCUACAAUGAACACGUUAUGCCCCCAUCUACGGGCGGUGCCGCAGCCCAAGCAUCUUCUUCGACAGCCGCCGCCGCCGAAACCGUCUCUUCAGCCGUUAAUUCGGCUGUGCCUCGUUCAGGCCUUGCGAACUUCUAUCGUGGCUUCGCCCCGACCAUCCUUGGCAUGCUUCCCUACGCGGGCAUGUCGUUCCUCACACACGACACGAUCGGAGACUGGCUUCGUGACCCGUCUGUGGCGAAAUACACAACCCUCCCCGACUCCCAAGCCACGCCUUCCAACAAGAGCUCUCGACAUCCUCAACUAACAGCCGCCGCGGAGCUGUUCUCAGGUGCCAUUGCCGGUCUUGUUUCUCAAACCUCCUCAUACCCCCUUGAAGUGAUUCGGCGGCGAAUGCAGGUCGGCGGUGCAGUCGGCGAUGGCACCCGGUUCGGAAUCAUCCAAACUGGUCGCAAGAUCUGGCUCGAGCGCGGAUUCCGCGGAUUCUGGGUUGGUUUGACCAUUGGCUAUAUGAAGGUUGUACCCAUGGCAGCCACCGCUUUCUUUGUUUAUGAGCGAUUAAAGUGGGCAUUGAGCAUCUAA